GCUACUUGCUUAGCUUGCAGGGCAGCGAGUUCACAGCUGCAGCCAUGAUGGACGCGGAGGUGUCGCUGCCCGCCGGUGGAGACGGCGCCGCGACGCAGGCGCCGCCCGGCGCGCAGCUCGACUCUCAGAGGCAGAGCCAGCCAAUGCGUCAGGGCGGAGGUGCGGCGGGUGGCGACAGCGAUGAAGACCUGGAAGACCACAAGGUGCCGGUCAGCGUGGAGGUGUGUUUGCGGGAUGACAGCCUGUGCAGCCACCGGCAGGUGGCGGAGGCACUGGCCAGGUACCUGGAGGGCCGCACGCUGUGGUACCGCAACGGCCCGCUGGACCUCGCCGAUGCCGAGGACCCCGUGCUGCAGCAGCAGGUGGCGGCGGCCGCCAUCUGCGACGCGGACCCACAGCUGCACCGGCUCCACUCGCCGCUGCUGUUCUGGCAGUACACCCCGCGUAUAUUCGUGUACCAGCUGAGUGACGAGGGCCCUGCGGAGGACGACGAGGGGGAGGAGGGAGUGCCCAGCUACCGCGAGCUGCUGCUGCCCGCCCUGGAUCUAGCAGGGCAGUGGGAGGCCCUGCAGUUCGACAGCUCCAUCCAGCAGCGGCUGCUCAGCUACGCCACCAGCGCCCUGCUGUUCGCGGACCGGGGCGUGGACGGCAACCUGGUGGCCUGGAACAGGGUGGUGCUGCUGUACGGGCCACCCGGCACCGGCAAGACCUCGCUGUGCAAGGCGCUGGCACACAAGCUGAGCAUACGGCUGGGCGGCAGGUACCGCCAGGGCUGCCUGGUAGAGGUGAACGCGCACUCGCUGUUCUCAAAGUUCUUCAGCGAGAGCGGCAAGCUGGUGAGUCGGCUGUUCGCCAAGAUCACUGAGCUGGUGGAGGAGCCGGACGUGCUUGUGUUCGUGCUCAUUGACGAGGUGGAGAGCCUCACCAGCGCCAGGAAGGCGGCGGUGGCUGGCUCGGAGCCGUCCGACGCCAUCCGGGCGGUGAACGCGCUGCUGACUCAGCUGGACGCGCUGCGGCGCUUCCCCAACGUCAUGGUGCUCACCACCAGCAACAUCACACAGGCGAUCGACGUGGCGUUUGUGGACCGGGCCGACAUCAAGGCCUACAUCGGGCCGCCCACACUGGCGGCGCGCUACGAGAUGCUGCGGGCGUCUGUGCAGGAGCUUAGCCGCGCCGGCGUCAUUGCAGAUGACACGCGCCGACUGCUGCUGCCUUACCACGAGACCGCCGCCGCCGCAGCAGCGUCCCUGGCGGCGCAAGGCGCCGGCGGCAGCGCCGCCGCGUUCGGCUGUAGCAACGGCAGUAGCAACGGGCAUGUCGUCGACCAGAAUGGCGGCGUCAGCCCCUACGGCGGUGGAGCUGGAGAUGGAGGCGGGGGAGACGGCAGUAGCAUGCUUGCGGAAGGAGGCAAGGGGCUGGCGGCGGCAGUAGCAGCGCCCUCUUUCCUGACGUUGCCGCCGCCGGGGCUGUCACCGGAGGGGGCUGUAGCAGCGGGGCUGAGCCUUCAGCUUCUGCAAGCGGCUGCCGGGUGUGAGGGGCUGAGCGGCCGGACACUACGGAAGCUGCCCUUCCUGGCGCAUGCGGGAUCUCCGGCACUUGUGCAGCAGUCAGCAGCGGGGGCCGGGCCGGGAGCGUCUUUCGGCAGUGGUGCUGGUGGAGGAGAUUCCAACCCAAACUAAACCGGACCCAAUGCAAUAGAGCGAGGAGGAGAGCGUGGCCUAUGCUUGACAACGGAGUGGCACGCAACAAUAGUCCCUUCUUCGGUCUUGCGCAUGUGGGCGGCGCUGACUGUAGCCGCCUUCGAAAUUGCCACCCAGGCUCAAACACACGUACACACGUCCUAACUAGCAAUGCAGACUAGGCACACGUUUAAUACCCACUUAGACGACAUCAAGGGAGCCCGGGCGCCGAGGAGGAGACCAGCGCCAGGGCGGGGCGUUCGCAUGUGCAAAAAGGGAAAAGGCAAACGGUGUGAGCGGAAAGCCAACAGUAUGCCAAAUUCACAAGCCUGGGUGGCAAGAGAGGGGAGGGAAACAAUCAGCGGGCAACAAUAUAGAGGCAAGCUCACAUCGGCAUGGGGCCACACGGGGCUAGGGGGGUACAGGGACAAGGGGGGGAGGGGGCGGUUAGGGGAGAGGCAGGGUGCGGGCCGCGGACGGCUCCCCUUGGCCCUGCCAAUCCGGUAGGCUAAAACGCUAAUAAGUAGGCACUUUUGAGCCCCUGGAUGCCGUGGGCGAGAAUGUGGUUAGGGCCCUUCUCGACAGCGGCGGCGGCGUACCCCUGGAAGAUGCAAGCCAGGGGAGGGGGGUGUGCAACUCGGCCUGGAUCCAGGGUCGCGCUGCAUGGGACCCGGCCAAAAGGUGUUCGGACCCCUCCCAAGGAGCUUCCGGCCAUUCAUUUGUGUAUGUAAGACAACUGUAUA
This is a messenger RNA of Chlamydomonas reinhardtii, 2422 nucleotides long. RefSeq lists its product as uncharacterized. Gene Ontology annotation, cellular component: chromosome; nucleus. Lineage: Eukaryota; Viridiplantae; Chlorophyta; Chlorophyceae; Chlamydomonadales; Chlamydomonadaceae. Gene Ontology annotation, molecular function: ATP binding; ATP hydrolysis activity. The record is from RefSeq and is a predicted model, not a curated record. The transcript has 14 exons. The coding region runs from base 45 to 1679 and encodes 544 amino acids. Gene Ontology annotation, biological process: reciprocal meiotic recombination; meiotic recombination checkpoint signaling.